CCCCGCAUGCUCCCGUCUGGAGUGGAGAAUAGCCGGAAGAGCAGUCGAACUGGUAAACUUGGGCCAGGCCGGUGUGCAAUUGAUCUGCCGAUUAAUUUAUCCGAAUGUCUUGAUUGUCACUCUCUUUUGUGCUACUGAAAUACUUUUGUCAUGUUGGAUGUUGGGAAAUGGCCAUUGUUUGCCUUGCUUCCACCACAGGACCUCAACUCCAUUCGCCUAGCCUGUGUCUUUGGAGCAUCUGGUAAUGAAACCCUAUAUGUCACAGAAAAUGAUGAGGUAUUUGCCAUUGGAACUAACUGCAGUGGUUGCUUAGGAACAGGGGAUAUUCAGAGUACAAUCGAGCCAAGGAAAAUUGAAAUUUUGUGUGGCAAGAAGAUUGUUCAUCUAAGUUACGGAAGUGGACCUCACGUGGUACUUACAACUUCAGAUGGAGAAGUUUAUGCCUGGGGAAAUAAUGGUUACAGUCAGCUUGGCAACGGAACAACUACUCAAGGCUUGUCUCCGUGUCAGGUUUCUACCAAUUUGCUCAAUAAGAAAGUAAUUGAGGUGGCCUGUGGAUCCCAUCAUUCCAUGUCAUUGACUUCUGAUGGGGAAGUAUAUGCCUGGGGUUAUAAUAACUGUGGACAGGUGGGAUCAGGGUCUACUUCUAAUCAACCGACUCCGCGAAGAGUGGCCAGUUGCUUACAGAGUAAAGUGGUUGCUACUAUUGCUUGCGGUCAGUCAUCUUCCAUGGCAGUUUUGGAUAAUGGAGAGGUGUAUGGUUGGGGUUACAAUGGUAAUGGACAACUUGGAUUGGGGAGUAACGGCAAUCAACCAACACCUUGCAGACUGGCAGCAUUGCAAGGAAUACAUGUGUGUCAGAUUGUCUGUGGCUACGCUCACGCUCUUGCACUAACAGAUGAGGGUUUGCUCUAUUCCUGGGGAGCGAAUGCAUAUGGCCAGUUGGGCAGUGGUGUUAAAAGCAACCAGUCUUGUCCAAUCCAGAUCAUGAUGGACAGGGAAAGGGUCGUGGAGAUCGCAGCCUGUCAUUCCACUCACACUUCAGCUGCUAAGACCCAAGCAGGUCAGGUGUACAUGUGGGGCCAAUGCCGGGGUCAGUCAGUCAUCCACCCACACCUAACUCACUUCACUUGCACGGAUGAUGUGUUUGCCUGCUUUGCCACUCCAGCCGUUACGUGGCGUCUCCUAUCCGUUGCAGAAAGUGACAAUCACUUGACUGUGGCGCAAUCAAUGAAGAAAGAAUUUGACAGCAUGGAAACCUCAGAUUUAAAGUUUCUUGUGGACGGAAAGACUAUCCAUGCUCACAAAUCUAUUCUUAAAAUAAGGUGCGAACACUUACGAUCCAUGCUCCAUGACGAAGAAGUGAUUGAAAUUGACCAGUUUAGCUAUCCGGUGUACCGUGCCUUUCUAGAAUACCUGUACACAGACUCUGUCAGUUUACCUCCUGAGGAUGCAAUAGGCCUUUUGGAUUUGGCAGCAUUUUACAGAGAAAACAGCUUGAAAAACCUCUGUGAGCAGACCAUUAAACAAGGUAUUUCCGUGGAGAAUGCCUUCACUUUACUAUCUGCUGCAGUAAAAUACCAAGCAAAGGGGUUGGAAGAAUUUUGCUUUAAAUUCUGUGUCAAUCAUUUGACAGCCGUGACACAAACACAGGGUUUUGGUGAUAUGGACCAUGAGCUCCUAAAGGACUUCAUAAGCAAGGCUGGCAAACAUGGGGCAUUCCGGAACUGAAGCAGCAACUCAAAUAUCCAAAGAAGGUGACGUUUUUAUUUGUAAAUUAAAUGUUCCUUAUGGGGGAAGAUUCUUUUUGAUGCCCCUCUGCGCGAGUUAGUCCACCAAUCCUUCAGGUAUCACCUUUGGCAGGGAUACAUGUUCAUGGAUACCCACUAUGACUAUGACCAAGUUACCAUUGCAUUAUUAACUUUAAAUAGGCUAUUUGUUUGGUGGUACAAUUGAAUUCUUGCUUGGAACCCAGAUUCAUUGUUCCAGCAAGUGGAUGCUGGAUUAUGGUCUGCAGUCAUGCUUUGUCUGGUUUUUCUUCUCACCUUAAGUCACAUAUUAUGGCACUGCUGUUGCAGUCUCAGCACAGUCAACGGUUAAAUCUGAGAUCUUCCAUAUAUGUUUCAUCUGCUCGUUGGGAAGGGGAGGGUUGCAAAGGGAAUGGCACAAAUGUCACACAUGCAUAUCUAUUUACCUAAUUUUUUGCACCAAUUACUCACGAUGCUUUCUGUGAAAUUAUUGAAUAAUAUCCAAAAUUCAAUUGGCAACUAAAUAUCCUGCCUUUACUUUCAGAAAUUUGUGUUGUGGUUCCUUCAGUCAGAUAUUUCAUAUCAGUCUGUCAACCAUAAAAUGAUAAAUUAAUCUCAUAACUGCUGAGAAUGUCACCAAGAAAUAUAGUUGGAUAAUUUGGAAUAAAUGCACUUUUAUAUAUAAAGCAAAAACAUGGAGGUUCAACAGUGCACUUCCUACAUUUUAAAACAUGAACCUUUGCUCUGAUGUUGCUGCUGGAAUCCCACAGCUGGAACUUUCCAUCUGAUUGACACAAACAUAUUUGAGUUAUGUGACAUUUUAAACCAGAAUACAUGCUGGACAAAGGAGAUUGCACUGCAGUCUGGAUCUUUUAAUGGUCACCUUAUUAUAUUUCACAGCAGAAAAAACUUUUGAAAGGAAUUUGUGCAGUGACUGUCAUUUAUCGCUCAUCAAAUUUAUUGCAUUGUGACUACUUUAUGAUACAUGACUAUGAAGCUACCUGUUCAAACGAUAUAUACAUAUAUAUAUAUAAUCACACCUGAAGAUUGAGUAGUGGAUCAUUCAUUCAUGAAAGUUGCUCCCAAUUCACUACUAGUAUUUCAUCAGACGAACCAGAUAAGCGGGUAACAAUCUUCAUUUCUACGAUCAUAAUAAAGUCACUUCUGCAUUCUACAAGGAUACUGGAAUAUUAAAAUGUGAGGAAUGGAUGAGGCAUAAUACAACAAUAUUUUACUCUGAUCAAGCACCUCAUCUUAAAUAACUAAUUUGAAAUUAUCUAAUAUAUUUAACAGGACAGCUUCCCUCUGUAUGCAUUUAUACACUGAACCGAGUGGGAUUAACAUGGGGGAAUCUUAAUUCAUACAAUAUUGCUAACCACAAUUAUGGGCAGGAAAUGUAAACCAUUAAGGGUUUGAGUGAACAUUUGACCUGUAUACAUGUCAGACUCCUGUGGCAAAGGUUUUAAUCAUGUUUGUCAUUGCCAACAAGAAGCAAAUGCAAGUUACUUUUAAAAAUAGUUUACUAACGUGAAAACAAAAGGACAUUUUAAUAACUGGAAAAUAUAUUUAUAAUUUAGAGGAGCAAACUUAUUGUUUUAUUUGUCUUGAGUGUUGUUGUAAUUGGUUUGGGCAUUUUAUGUUAUGAAUAAUAAUUAAAUUCAUCUCAAACUUAUUGCAGAAUUAUAACAGAAUUUUUUAUUUUAAAAGUUACUUUCAUAUUCAAGAAAACUGUAUGCUUAAAGCAUGGAAUGUUUAGUAUAAUCUGUUUAUUUACAUCAAAAACAUAUGGUUAGUUUUGAAACUGGAUGUUGGUAUUAAGACUAUAUUUAACUUGUUGAAUUAAAAUUAAAGUGGUAUUUUA
Molecule: messenger RNA, 3609 nt
Organism: Amblyraja radiata (thorny skate)
Lineage: Eukaryota; Metazoa; Chordata; Chondrichthyes; Rajiformes; Rajidae
Product: RCC1 and BTB domain-containing protein 2
Exons: 12
Coding region: 151-1731 (526 amino acids)
Molecular function (GO): protein binding
Source: RefSeq, a predicted model, not a curated record